CAUGCGGUGGAAGGGAGAAGAGUCAGGAACCAAAAUGAUAUCGAGACUUUUACUAUGCUUCCUAAUUAUGGCUAUCGGUAGUUGCGAUGGAGCUCGAAGACAGGCGCAGCGACGAAAGGACACAGCUCGAUCUUCGGACCUGUACCUACCAGCGCCAAGUGCUGAAAGUCUUCAAGCAAUAGCCGAGGCCAUGGGGGCCGCUGGAUUUGAACACAUUACCGAGGGAAAAGCUUUAGUGAAGCGGCUGAUACCCGCGGAUAGCCAACCCGACUUGGACGUCGUGGAAUAUCAAGGAGUGAUCGGCAAGGCGGGCGUGGAUUUCCCGGCCUACCCCAACAUCCCCAGCACGGGGUUCAACUGCAAGAACGUGCCCACUGGAUACUACGCCGACUUGGAAACUGACUGCCAGGUUUUCCACAUCUGUGACACGUCACGCAAGAUCUCGUUCUUAUGUCCAAACGGGACCAUCUUCAGCCAGUCGCACCUCAUCUGUGACUGGUGGUUCAAGGUGGACUGCGCCUCCGCACCCGCGCUCUACGAGUCCAGCGCAGAGUAUUACUCCAACGAACAGAAGAAAUCGCAGAAGAUCACGCAAAGCCUGAGCAAAAACGCUGAUCUCCAACAAAUCGGCAGCGACACCAAUGUAAGAGCAGAGUCAAGACGCACUUCCGUCAAUAUCCCCACAGCAACCGAACGCUUACUGCGACACAGGCAAAGACUUCAAGGUGAAACACCAGUCCAGAAUACUAAACCCACCUCGCGAAGCUACCAAGCUUUCUUUGAUUUCAACCCGACCCAAAGAACUCAAGCUUCAACCGCUUUCGAAAAGAGGAGAAAGAAUUUAGUACAACUUAUUACUAAUGGCUUUGGCAAUGGGCCUGAAAGGAGCACGCAGCCGACGUACACAGAAGCUCCAUCGUAUAGAUCUUCACCAGUUGCAUUAGACCAUAAUAAUAUUAGGGAAAUGCAGGUAGCUGCCGAAACGGCUUCGUUCACAAACAAUAAUAAUAGACAAUUCUUACAAGACUACAACAACAAAAACUUUAGACCUUACCCUGUUUAUACUCCGAAUUUAACAACCAGACAGCCUAAAGCCAAAAACAAUCCAAAUUUGACAUCUUUAUACGACAUUCGAGACAAGAAUUUAGACAAAUUACAAGCUGAAACGACAACAACUAGAAAACCAGUGUGGUUCCACGAUUUUACUACCAAAAGACCAACACUAAUGCCUUACACUAAAAGUUACACAACCAACAUCUAUGAUAAAAGAGAUCCUUACACAAGACCUGGAGUUUCUCUACUGAAAGAUUUCUUAAAUAAAAAAAGAAACGAAACAAUCGCAACAGCAACAGAAGAAAUCAAGCAAGCCACUGAAAGAAGUUUCCAAAUAAACGCUACCGAUAACAAAAUUACAAUUGAAUCUAAAAAUACUUUUGAAUCCGCGACUAAAAUACCUGAGACAACCAGAUACGAAUAUUUAAGUUCUAGUGAACCAUCUAUUGCUACAAGCCGAUCCGAUGCAUUACACACAUAUUUACCACAAGGUACGACUGAGGCGUAUCAAGAACGCAGAGAUAGGCUAAUAAGAAAAUUAAAUUUUGAAACUUCUGUCUAUGGAACUACUGCUACACCGCCAAUACUCAAUACCGAAAAAUUCUAUGGAGAUCAACCGAACCGACCAGGGCUUGUGGUUCCACCAUCUUUAACUCCAAAAACCCUUCACAGUCUAGCAAUUUAUUAUGCCACAGCAUUGGAUAAUUUGUCAACAACAACAUCACCUGAAGAAGAAACUCAAACAACAUCACCACCUUUCGAUGAAUAUGGAGAUCAUACUAUUGAUGAUUCAUUACCGGCAUUAUUUAGUCGACAAACUAUUAACAAAUACAGUAACCUUUUCAAUAAAGGAAAAAGUAACGCAGAAUUAUUAGAAGAAAUAAAAGCUGACCCUAAUGGAACGUACAACGAAUUAGUCGAUGACUUGUCUGUUCAACAAAGUCAAAAUCCUUUGGCAACAUCACCUCAAAUAAGAGAAUUAGCCCAAGUAUUCACACACGCACUAUCAGCAUAUCUUCAAGAUCCUGUUCAGUUCAGAAAAGCUUUGUCUGAAAUAAGACCUACUCAUCCUACAUUUGGAGAUAUGUUGACCACUGAGGAAUCCUAUAACACAGAGCCAACUACGACCGUGAAUGAAGACGAUGAUGAAAUUUUAGGAUUCUCAGAUGAUAAUAGAAUAUCGAGACCUCUAGUUUCGCUUAGGGAUUCUAAAUCCCUGAAACUUUCUACGCCACAUCCAGUAACUUCUGACAAAUAUACAACUGAAACUUCACAGAGAUUUUCAAGUACUGAAACGAUUCCUGCCACUUACCAGACAACACCCAGAAGUCCUUUCAAAUGCUGCGGUAGAAUUUCAGCUUCAUACACUACGCCAUCUGCUACUUCAACUACACCAAUCAGUUUCACUAACACUGUUACUGCUAGAAAUUAUGGAUUUAGAAGUAAUGAUAACAAAGACACUGUUACCUCCACUGAAAACUCAUAUUCAGCACCAAGUUAUAUUGGAAAUCGUAAUAAUAUAAACGACUCACCUUAUGGGCAAGGUGUAAAUCCAGUUGAUUCCAAACCAAUAAAUGACUACAUUGAAGCAACCAAUUUACCUUCUGCAUGGGGAAUUGAUGCAUCAGAAACAACAGUUAACCCAAUCACUAAUGCACAUGCAAAUGCGUUCGAAAGCAAGAAAAUAAAGGCUACAACAUACACACCUACAACCACACCUGUUUAUUUCACUGAGACGGAUAGUGUCGAAUUGGAAAAUGAAGAAGAACUACAGAGAGCCCAUAGUCAAUCUUUUGUAAGCCCACAAGACAAUACUAUUAAUAAUCGUCACGGUAAAAAUCUUCAUAUUGAAGAAGGUAAACCGAAAAAGCCUUCUGAAGAAUUAGAAGCACCAACUCUACCUGAUAGCGUGGCCACCACGUUUCAAACUACAACCCAGCCUCCUCCAACAACAAUCAAAAUUGACAAUUCGGAAAUCGCCACCACAGUAUCUCCGGUAAUUGAUAAUUCUUUUACAUCACCAGACAGUGAAAAAACAACCAAUCAUUUCCCUUGGACGAGCACUUACGGUACUUGGCAUAGUACUGUUGUUGAUCCUAUAACUGUGAACGAUGGAUUGAGCCAAACGACAGCAGAAGAAGCAGUUCCAGGUACACGGCAAACUACAAAUUGGGAAAUCAAUACUGUUACUACUACAUCAGCGCCUGUAUAUACAGGACCAUAUGAACAAAGCGUAUCACCAUCUGGAAACAUUGAAUUUACAACACCACCAAGCCAAACUGACGAUCGAUUUGGUAGAUUUUUAAGAGAACAAACGUCUACUGAGUCAGCUCACGAUAUAUCAACAAUAGCUGAUACGGUAGUAGAAAAAGCGAAAGAAAUAAUGGGAGGAAUGAACGCGACAACGACUGAGAAGCUUAUGAACGUAAUGAAGAAAACUAAAUCAAAGACCGUAAAAAGAUUAAUUCUUCUAUUGGUCCAAACAUGUGAUGAUGAUCACAAUACGACUGCGGAAGCAUCAAAGAGAGCAUUACUCGAAGCAUUGAUGGCAGUUUCACAAAAAGAUAUGGACGAAAUAGCAAAGGAAGAACUUGAGGAAAUCCCAAUCACAACUGUUGAUUAUGAAUCUGUUACAACAGACGAAAGGAGAACUGAUAGGCGGAGAGCUAAAAGCCUGAAUUUCGAUGCUAGUGCAAUCAAUUCCCUGUCAAAUCCUACAACGACUGAAUAUAUAAAAACGACAGUUACUACAACUGAGGCUCCUACAGAGACUGUAGCAGUCACACUGAGUACAACAAGAAGUCCUUUUAGAAGAGGGGCCAAGAAGUUUCAAACAAAAUCGCCUUACUCGGAUACACGAGUUACAUCAAAAGCUCCUUUUAUUGAUAUACCUAAGGCAGAAGCUAGGGUUGCCCCAAACGGACCCGAACUAAAGGGUGCAUCAGACACAAGAGCCUUAGAAUUAUUAAGAUCCCUGUACACAAUCGCGGCAAGAUGGGGUUGAAAUUUAUGAUCGUGUAAAUUAUUGGACUUUUGAGUUUAUA
This is a messenger RNA of Amyelois transitella, 4097 nucleotides long. It is a transcript of the gene thw, whose product is annotated as mucin-3B. Bases 2 to 4057 code for a protein of 1351 amino acids. Lineage: Eukaryota; Metazoa; Arthropoda; Insecta; Lepidoptera; Pyralidae. The transcript has 5 exons. Gene Ontology annotation, cellular component: extracellular region. The record is from RefSeq and is a predicted model, not a curated record. Gene Ontology annotation, molecular function: chitin binding.